CGAUGUGAUCGACAAAUGUUGCCCACCGCGUCUUGAGGAACUUUUUGAUCACUGUACAAAGCCUUCUUGAUACACGCCACCACACACUCGGUUCUGCAGCAUAGACUAUGCCAGACGACUCCUCGCCUUUGGGAUCCGUUUGUUCAUGCACAAAUGGCACCAAUGCCGCCAAAGAAGAAAGCUGACGGCGUGGUCGGCGCCGUCGGACAGACUGCUAAGAAACCGCUUCCCAAGGUGAAAACACUACCGCGGAAGUCCACGGCCAAAGAUGCUUCUGGGAAUGACCCUUCUGUGGCGUCUGAUGCCCGAACAGCGGCAGAUGAGUCCAAGUCAGAAAAGCACCAUCAGAACCGCAAGCCCUCCCACCACACAGACAGCUUCGAUGCGACCCUCGAGCCUUUCUAUUAUGACAAGUCCCUGACAGAUCCUAUCGAUACCGCUCGUGAUAAAUGGAACCUCUUGCCGGCAUUCCUCAAAGUCAAAGGGCUGGUAAAACAACAUAUCGAAUCCUUCAAUCACUUUGUCGAGGUGGAAUUGAAAAAGAUCAUCGAAGCAGAGCCUGUAAUUACAAGCGACAUUGACCCAGAUUUCUACAUCAAAUACCUAGACAUCCGUGUCGGGAAGCCGUGCAGAUACGAUGAGAUGAUUCCGGUGGAUUCAAAAGAUCAAUCUACAGUAACGCCCAACGAGUGUCGGCUACGCGAUAUGACAUACGCAGCCCCUAUUCUGGUGGACGUCCAAUACACAAAGUCCAAAGUUGCAUAUCGGCGGAGAGGUCUACAGAUCGGCCGUAUGCCUAUCAUGCUGCGCAGUGCCAGAUGUGUUCUGGCAGGCAAGUCGGAGGCAGAAAUGUGCGGAGUGGACGAAUGCCCGCUCGACCCUGGUGGUUACUUCAUUGUGAAUGGCACAGAGAAGGUGAUUCUGGUCCAGGAACAACUCAGCAAGAACCGCAUCAUUGUUGAGGCCGACCCAAAGAAAGAAAUCAUUACUGCUUCAGUUACCAGUUCCACUCACGCCAGGAAGUCGAAAAGUUACAUCUUGCUGAAGAAAGAUUUGUUGUACAUGCGACACAAUAUUUUGAACGAAGAUGUCCCGAUCUGUAUCCUACUCAAGGCAAUGGGUGUUACAUCGGACCAGGAUAUGUUGGCCAUUGUUGCAGGAAAGGAAGGUGUUUUGCAGGACGAUUUUUCGGUCAAUUUCGAAGAGACCAUCAAACACCGGAUCUACACUCAGCAGCAGGCACUCGACUACCUCGGAGCAAGGAUCAAAAUCACGCGAAAGCCGACACCCUUCGGCCAGUCCCGCAGAAAUUAUGUUCAGGAAGCAUUGGAGGCUGUCAGCAACGUCUUCAUUGCCCAUGUGCCGAUUGAAAACCUCAACUUCCGACCCAAAGCCAUCUAUGUGGGGCAUAUGGCACACCGUGUCCUCAUGGCCAAGCAGAACCCUGCAUUGGUGGAUGAUCGGGACUAUGUUGGUAACAAACGACUGGAACUGGCUGGUCAGUUACUGUCACUCCUUUUCGAGGAUUUGUUCAAGAGUUUCAACUAUGAUGUCAAAUUGAACGUGGAUAAAGUGCUGCGGAAGCCAAAUCGGACCGAGAUGGCUGAUCCGUGCAAUACAAUCAUGGCCCAUGCUGGUCACAUCACACAAGGCAUGAACAGAGCAAUCGCUACCGGCAAUUGGAACUUGAAACGCUUUCGCAUGGAUCGUGCAGGAGUUACUCAUUUGUUGAGUCGGUUGAGUUUCAUUGCCUCGCUCGGCAUGAUGACUAGAAUAUCCAGUCAAUUCGAAAAGACAAGAAAGGUCAGCGGACCGCGUGCUCUGCAGCCAUCAUCUUUUGGUAUGCUCUGCCCAGCAGACACACCCGAAGGUGAAGCGUGUGGACUGGUCAAAAAUCUUGCCCUCAUGACCCAUAUCACCACCGAUGACGAGGAAGCACCCAUCAAGCGUCUCAUCUUCAUGCUCGGUGCGGAGGAUAUAGUCUCUGUGGGUGGCGCGGAGCUGUAUGCACUGGGUCAAUACCUCGUCCUGCUGAACGGAACCCCUGUGGCGACUACGCGGCAUCCCUCCCAUUUCCUGACCUCCUUUCGACGGUUGCGAAGAUCUGGCCGCAUCUCCGAGUUCGUGUCAAUCUUCAUCAAUCAUCACCACAACACAAUUCAAGUUGCCACGGAUGAAGGACGGAUAUGUCGACCUCUCAUUAUUGUUGAGGACAAGAAAUCCAAAGUCACCAAAAGAUAUCUCAAAUCACUUCGGCAGGGAUCUAUGGACUUUGACGACUUUCUGGCUCGCGGCCUUGUGGAAUAUCUCGACGUCAACGAGGAAAAUGACAGCAACAUUGCUAUGUAUGAGACGGAUAUGCAUGCUGCCACUACGCACUUGGAGAUCGAACCAUUCACAGUCCUCGGUGCGGUUGCUGGCUUGAUCCCAUACCCUCAUCACAAUCAAUCACCUCGAAACACGUACCAAUGUGCUAUGGGUAAACAAGCCAUUGGGUUUAUUGCCAACAACCAAUUCCUCAGAAUUGACACAUUGCUCUACCUCAUGGUUUAUCCUCAAAAACCACUUGUCAAGACGAGAACCAUCGAAUUGGUCAAGUACGACAAACUGCCAGCUGGUCAGAAUGCCACAGUUGCGGUCAUGUCAUACAGUGGAUACGAUAUCGAAGACGCACUCGUACUCAACAAGGCAUCAGUGGAUCGUGGCUUUGGCCGCUGUCAGGUUCUCCGCAAAUAUCCGGUGCAGCUAAAGUCCUAUCCCAAUCGCAGCCACGACGAUUGUUUUGGACCAACAAUCGAGAAUGGCGCCGCAAUCAAGGCACAUGCCCUACUCGAUGGGGAUGGCCUUGCUUCAGUUGGUGCCAAGGUCAGUCAGGGCGAGGUCUAUGUCAACAAAUACGUGCCUGAAAAUGCCAACUCCUCUGGGCUGUCCGACGCUGGAUCCAACAGUGGCAAAGGGUUCGUAGCACAAGCUCAGAAGUACCGCUUGCCUGACCCCAGCUACAUCGACAAAGUGAUGAUGUCGGAGGUCGAGUCAGGCAGUCGGCUGAUCAAGAUACAAACUCGACAAACAAGAGUUCCCGAAGUCGGCGACAAAUUCUCCUCCCGUCACGGACAGAAAGGUGUCGUUGGUAUCAUUGCUGAGCAGGUCGACAUGCCAUUCUCGGACCUUGGGAUCACACCCGACAUUAUCAUGAACCCUCAUGGUUUCCCGUCUCGUAUGACGGUGGGCAAAAUGCUAGAACUGGUCUCGGGCAAAGCUGGUAUCUUGAAGGGCAAAUUCGAAUAUGGCACCGCGUUUGGGGGCAGCAAACUGGAAGACAUGUCCCGAGCUCUCAUUGAGUCAGGCUACAGCUAUGACGGCAAAGAUUAUCUAACGUCCGGAAUCACGGGCGAGCCUCUCCCAGCAUACGUAUUUACAGGCCCGAUCUACUACCAGAAGCUCAAACACAUGGUUCAAGACAAGAUGCACAGUCGUUCGCGGGGUCCUAGGGCCAUCCUCACACGGCAGCCGACGGAAGGUCGUUCGAGGGAUGGUGGUCUGCGUCUCGGAGAAAUGGAGCGAGACUGUCUUAUCGCGUACGGCGCGUCACAAUUGCUGCGAGAGCGACUGAUGCUGUCCAGCGACAAGCACGAGGUGGAUGUGUGCGAGUCUUGUGGCUUCAUGGCGUUCGGCCGGUGGUGUCAGCGCUGCGCUACGGCAGGCGAGACGGGAUCGAAUGUCGUCCGCAUGACGCUUCCGUAUGCAUUCAAGCUUUUGCUCAAUGAGCUGGGGAGCAUGAAUGUGAACACCCGCUUGAUCGUGUCCGAUGAGUUCCCAUCUGAUGGGUCGAGGAGAGCUUGAGGUGGAUCCUGACGGCCAUGGGAUCGUGACAUUAUAUGUCACGACAGGCGGUGGUUGCAAAGCAGGCCAGCCAGACGUACGAUUGUUCAACGAAAGAAGGAACGAGGCAAUCAGAUCUGCAUGGCAUGGUAGUAUUGCAUAGCGAGGGGCGAGUUUGCUGAUUUCAAGCAUGUGUACCAAGACUAGAUGAUCACGAAUGCAUCAGCGAAGGCGCAAUUCGGUUUGCGAAUGAAAUCUUUAGGUAUCUCUUCAUUGUACAGCUCAUCACCACACGUCUACUGUGACUCAAAUGAACUCUUUAUACCAA
Exophiala viscosa is the source of this 4150-nucleotide messenger RNA. Its product is annotated as DNA-directed RNA polymerase III subunit C2. The transcript has 2 exons. Gene Ontology annotation, molecular function: DNA binding; ribonucleoside binding. The coding region runs from base 154 to 3843 and encodes 1229 amino acids. Lineage: Eukaryota; Fungi; Ascomycota; Eurotiomycetes; Chaetothyriales; Herpotrichiellaceae. Gene Ontology annotation, biological process: DNA-templated transcription. The record is from RefSeq and is a predicted model, not a curated record. Gene Ontology annotation, cellular component: RNA polymerase III complex.